CGACACUAUUAGAAUAUUUUGUGGGGCAUGCGAGCACUAAUGUUGAGGCAUCAUGGAGGCAUUUGAAGUAACGUCGACGCACUCGUCGGAAUUUGACGGCUCUAGCAUUGUCGGACUCGAAGACGACAGUGACCCUUCGAAUGCAUUUGUGGAAAGAGUCCGAGUUGACCGGAAGAAACUCGAGGAAAUGCUGCAGGAAAAUGGCUGUGACACACCCACUAUGGCAGAAAGGUUCUUCCAAAAGAUUAUGGAAACCACUGACACCAUUAUCACAUGGCCAACAAAGCUGAAGGCUGGUGCAAAAUCAAAAAAGGACCCUCAUGUUAAAGUUAGGGGACUGCCAGAUGCUGUUGCCAGAGCUCGUGAAAGCAUCCUGGAAUUGCUCGACACAAAAAGAAACAGGGUGACAAUGAAGAUGGACGUGUCUUUCACAGACCACUCUUACAUUAUCGGCAAAGGUGGCCACAACAUCCAACAAGUAAUGGACAAUACAGGCUGCCAUAUUCACUUCCCAGACUCCAAUCGCAACAGUCAACUAGACAAGAGCAACCAGGUUUCUAUUGCUGGCCAACCUAGAGGUGUGGAGAGUGCAAGGAAUCAAAUUCGGGAACUUCUGCCCAUGGUAGUGUCGUUUGAGCUGCCCUUGCACCUGGCCAUACCUACAGCACUGGACCAUUCCUCUAUGGCACUACAAGGCAUUCUCAAAAGCCAUGGCAUCACGGUUACUUUUCGACCUUUGCAUGCUGCUCUCACCUUGGUCGUGGUAAAGGGCAGCCGGCGCUAUGCUGAUCGCUUGCGUCAAGGGCUUGUUGUGCUCAUAGAAUACCUCACUGGUGGGUCCCGGACUCAUGUCGGUCUUGUGACUCUCAGCACGGAGAUUGCCCCUCAUCACCAUAGCUUUGUUAUGGGGCAUGGCAACUGUAAUGUGCAGCAAAUAGCACGGCAGACAGGCUGUGUGAUUACAUUUCCAGAUCCAGCUACAGUGGCACACCAGUCCACGUCAGUGCUUCCCCCUUUCCUUGCCCUCAAUCAGCAGACCUGCUCCCAAGGGCUACCUGUGGGCUUUCCUUCAAAGUCCACUGUCCAGAUCACGGGGAGUUUUGACGCUGUCUACAAUGCUUGGCUAGAACUAAUGGGUUGGUUGCCCCUUGUCCUCAUGUUUGACCUGAAGGAGGGCCAAGAUGCUGACCUGCUCACCAUUUCAAGACUUAUGGACCAAACAAGUGUCCACAUUUGCAUAAAACCCAAGCCUAAACGCAACUGCAAAUGCAUUGUUGCUCGCUGUGCUGAAAAAGACUCUCAACUGCUCUUUGAGGUGCGGCGAAUUAUUUUGAAUCUGGAUACUGAUGAACUUGGCAGCUCUUCACCUCUUGACAAGAUCCCUUAUUCACCUCCCCAAGCAUCGUUUAAAGGACGCAUAAUUCAAGAACAAUUAUGGAGGGAAAUCAAAGCUGCUAGUCAACACCAGGCUGCUGCGGCAGCUGCAGCAGCAGCAGCAGUGGCGGCGGCUGCCGCUGCCAGGCAGCAACAGCAGCAGCUCUUUUGGAACGGGUUGCUGAAUUGUGGUUCCUUUGUGAGCCCUGCACCACAAAUGGUCUCUGCUCCCUUGCAUCACUACCAGCAGCAGCAGGCUGCACUGCUCCCUCUGCUUUUGAGCCAGCUGUCACUGGGUUUUCGAGGACAGAAGCCACCCCCAUUUGAGCCCUCUGGAUUAUGCUCCCACAGUAGUCACUCAUUAUGCAGUACUAGUUCAGAGAGGCUUCCAAGUCCUGACCAUAGUGGCUCCUGUGGUCACAAUGCAAGCACUCGUUCCUGUUCCAGCUCCCAAGAGAGUGCCAUGGACAGCGGCUAUGGGUUUGGAUCUUGUGAUGAGGGGCACCAGCCCUGCAAUGCAGAUGGAGGCUGCUACACGUGGGAAGAGUCCACAAAUAGAGAAGAGGAUGAUACCUGGAAGAAAGCCCUCAGUCAUGGUUCACCCACACAUCUCUCCCAAGAGCAUGACUGCUCACCAAGGGAAUCAUAUGUUGAUUCCUCGAUGCCUCAGUACCAGAAAAACAUGGGUCCUGUUGGUUGUGAAAGGAAAGUGACUUUUGGAAGUCCCUUGCCACGUCUGGACUAUGAAAGGAGGAAGUUGCUUGCAACUAAAGCAAUGCAAGAGCAUGUUGGUUCUACCAAGAGGGUGCCAUCAAGCACCUGGUCUGGCUUUGGCUUUUCAAAAUCAAUGCCAGAGAGUGCGGUCAAGGGACAAAUUCAACUACGCAAUGUCGCCAGCUCUUCUAGGCGCCCCCCUAAACUCGAAGAAACUAAGGUAUGUUCAUCUAUUGACCAGGCCUCUCCAAGUAAAGUCUGGAGCAAUCCUGCUGAUGCCUGCCUUGGUGCUGCUGGUGGGUCCAUAAUGAAUGACUCGGAUGACACUCAGCACUGUGGCACCAACUUUGAGGCAGGAUUCAGUGCAAGCAACUUCUUUGAGUGUGUUGGUGCUCACAGCCAGGCACAGGAGAAGCAAAUUAUAGAUAUUCCUCACUUGUUCAGCCAACUGGGUUUGGGCAGAUAUGUGGAUGUGUUCCAGCAGCAUGAGAUUGACCUCCAGACGUUCCUGCACAUGACUGACUCUGAUCUUCAGCAGCUAUGCAUUCCCUAUGGUGCCCGCAAGAAGAUGCUAUUGGCAAUGUCAGGUGCGAAUAUAUCAACUCUCGAGCAUUGACUGCAAUCACUAGAACUUUUCAAGCAGCCCCUGGUGCCGAGCUUCAAUCUCCAAAUCAGUCUCCAUCACGGAGUUUAGUCAAUGCCUGCUGGUGAUCCACUGUUGUGCUGCCAGCCAUUGUGUGCUAGAAAUCCUGAGAGGACCUGAGUCUUUGCUGUCUUUCCUACAUCUUGCUUUAAACAUUUGUUUGUACUUAUUACUUGAAACCCUAGCAGCAUUUCUUUUAUGCUGUCAUGGUUACAGACGCACCUGUCAGCACUUGCUGUUCAGACUUGUAGACCUGAGGGGCCUUCUUUCUUUUUUUGUGAUAAAAUUUACACACUCCCACACAAAUGCAUAAAGUGGUGCUAGAUGUUUUUCUGCGUUGGUUUUUUUUUUUGUAUGUACAUGCAUGUUAAGUUCCUACAGGGCAAUUGAGACUGCCGUUAGUUCUGAUAGCUCAAUUUUUAAGAGAUAAACUACUUUUCUUAUUGCGGCAUUUCUAAUAAGUGUUCUUACCCUAUACAGCGUAACUUUAAUGAUAUUGACAAGAUUCACAUAGCAGCUGCACUGAAUUUGAAACUGCCUGAAUACACUGCUUUUACCUCGCCUAAGUCUCGAGGUCUGUGCUGUUUUUUCCAUGUCCAGUGAGCCCCCGUAUUUUUCUUGCUAAACUGACAAUUAACUCCAGACUGAAGUUAUGAUUUGUUUAACGAAGUUUUUUAUUUGCUCUUGCUAUCCUGCACUGAGUGGCCCUUGCUAUUCCUCCUUGUCCUCUAGUCUCUUCAGAAUAUGUUAAAUUAUGCAAAUUUUGACCAAUCGUAGAUUACUGCUUAGCACAAAUGACUUGAAUAGUGCCCUCUUGUAACCACAGUGGUUACACUUUUAUGAGUUCUCCACGCACAAUUUUUAGAGCAAACGUACUUGACCAAUGAAGUUUUACGUGAGGAAGCAUCUAUCAUCAGCACUUUUGCUCUGCAGGUUUGUAAUGCGAGAUGCUCAUUUUUUUGUGAAACCCAAGGGUUCAGGUUUUCCGCCCAGCUAAUUAUGACAAGUCAGCAGUUGCUAAUAUAACGUUGUUUGCAGGUAAUCUUACUGUUGUACUCUUGUUGAUGUUCUUGUAUUUCUGUUAACAUUUCCAGAACAAGUUGACACAUUUAUAGGUUUUAUGAGAUUGCCAAGGUAUCUAGUCAAUUUUUUUCUGUAAGUUGAGCAUCUAAAAUAAAGUUUUUUACAAGAA
Rhipicephalus microplus (southern cattle tick) is the source of this 3923-nucleotide messenger RNA. RefSeq names its product protein bicaudal C. Gene Ontology annotation, cellular component: cytoplasm. NCBI's taxonomy places the organism in Eukaryota, Metazoa, Arthropoda, Arachnida, Ixodida, Ixodidae. The record is from RefSeq and is a predicted model, not a curated record. Gene Ontology annotation, molecular function: RNA binding; protein binding.